AACAUCUAGGCUGCCGGCAGGCGGAACGAGAAGAAGCGCGUCUGCACGGACCUGACUAAACGACGCACAGCCGCCCGUGGCCAGCAGGCAGCAAUGGACCCGGAUGAGCCGGACGACCUGAUGGUGCCACUCAAGGAGAAGAGCCUGGGCGGCUGGGGCCUGCUGCAGAUUGGGUUGGGCACAGGGUUUGCUGCCUACGUCAUGUGGGCAGGAUUCCUGAUGCCUGGAUUUCGACGGGUGCCCUUGAAGUUGCAGGUCCCUUACCUUCCUGCCAGCCGGGCACAGGUGGACAACGUGAUGGGCCUCCUGCAGGGACGCUGUGGGAAGCUGGUGGACCUGGGCUCUGGAGAUGGGCGCAUUGUGCUCGAGGCCUGCAGACGAGGCUUCCGGCCAGCAGUUGGCUACGAGUUGAACCCGUGGCUCCUUCGCCUGGCUGCCUUCUAUGCUUGGAGAGCAGGGUAUUCUGGGAAGGUCAAGUACCGCCGGGAGGACUUGUGGAAGGUCAGCCUGGCGGACUGCAGCAAUGUGACCGUCUUCUUGGCUCCUAGUGUGGGUGCCACUCACCUGUCAAGUGGCAGCUGUUUAUGGGGUUCUGGUGGAUUUCUGAAGAGGGCACACAUGUCCCGCACACGUACACCAUGGUGCCAGUCAGAGUGAAGGAAUCCUGGAGAAACGAGGGCCCACCAAGUGUUGCAGAGUCACCUAAACAGAAGGCGUGCCCGCGGGUCACUCACUCAUCCUGGGAACAUAAACUGCGCAGACUGGCACACUGCCACCUCUGAGAUGUCAAAAGUGGGCCUCUGGCACCCCCUAGUGGCAGUUCUUGAGUGUACUUGGAGAAGAAAGCGAGCCGCCAGCUGACGUAAAGUUGAAGAUGUAAUGUACCCCCACUGGCAGGAGGCAUGAAGCUGCUCAGUGUGCCCACAUGCCCCAGCAUCACCUGCUGGGCAUCCACUUCCAGAACCCAAGGCCUGAAGCCAGCCUGUAGGGGGUACCUGAGCAGCUGGCCAGUGAAGUGGGAAGAAGUCCCACCGGAGAGUCAAGUGUGGGCACUAUGAGAACAUGCAAACUCCACACAGAGUUGAGAUUUGACCCAAGUACCCUCUUUAUUGGCACACAGUGGCACCCCCUACUGGCCAGGACACUAGGCCGUUAAGCACAAGGCUGCC
Molecule: messenger RNA, 1169 nt
Organism: Polypterus senegalus (gray bichir)
Lineage: Eukaryota; Metazoa; Chordata; Cladistia; Polypteriformes; Polypteridae
Gene: antkmt
Product: adenine nucleotide translocase lysine methyltransferase
Exons: 6
Coding region: 94-657 (187 amino acids)
Biological process (GO): regulation of mitochondrial ATP synthesis coupled proton transport; positive regulation of proton-transporting ATP synthase activity, rotational mechanism; peptidyl-lysine trimethylation
Cellular component (GO): mitochondrion
Molecular function (GO): protein-lysine N-methyltransferase activity
Source: RefSeq, a predicted model, not a curated record